Tricharina praecox is the source of this 288-nucleotide messenger RNA. RefSeq lists its product as uncharacterized. The transcript is spliced from 2 exons. Bases 1 to 288 code for a protein of 95 amino acids. Lineage: Eukaryota; Fungi; Ascomycota; Pezizomycetes; Pezizales; Pyronemataceae. The record is from RefSeq and is a predicted model, not a curated record.
AUGUACUACAUUCUGUACCUCUCCAGCCUUUGCCGUCGCCGCCGCUGGACUGAUCCGCUGUACAAAUGCAUCUCGUACGACAACUGCGGGUACGCCUGCACGGUGUCGGUCAACCACCGCGAGUACGUGACCGAGAACACGUACGAGACCGAGGACCUGGCGAAGGAGGCCGCCGCCAUGAAGGCAUAUCUCAUCUGCCGCAACCUUAGCGUUUCCGAGGGACAGGGCGCCGUGCCCACGCAUAUUGUAGGCCAGGGCGUCGGUGUUUGGGCGGGGCGAAGUACCUGA